GUUGCUGACUGUCUGUGGGGACCCUGCAUUCCAAAAGACUCUCAGCACAUAAUUGGUCCCCGAGAAUCGGGAUAGAAUAACAUUUUCAAAUAUUUUAUUUGGACCAACAGAUGGAUUAAAGUACACAAGAUUUGAAAUAGUGGUUGAGCAAAUAUCCCUUGCUGUUGGUCAGUUGAGAUUGAGGAGUUGGUCCCACCCUGUUACAACACGUCAAGGUUUCCAUGCUGUGUGUACAGCAGAAGCUACUGGAACGGGUUUAAGAAGAAGAGGAGGAGGAAGGAGAAUUAAUCUACCAUCCGAGCUGGACCUGGACUUUUUUUUCAGUGGAAAUCUUUUCCUGAAACUGAAACCAAAGCUGCUUCUGCUCAUCUGCGAGAUCUCUGCAAGACUAUGGCUACGCAGAGAAAGGAGAUAGUAUUUGCCGUGUUGGAUCUCAGGAUUUGGAUCUGCCUGCUGAUUUUAUAUGGCAGAUGUCUCGGCCAGAAGGACUGUACAGGUGUGACUUGCCCUUUGCUUGAAUUCUGCUUUGAGGAGGUGCUGGAGCCUGGAGCUUGUUGCUCUUCUUGCGUGCAACAUGGUUGUGCCUGUGAGGGCUACCAGUAUUAUGACUGCGUUAAUGCUGGCUUCAGGGAUGGCAAAGUGCCUGAAGGAUCGUCCUAUUUUGUUGAUUUUGGGAGCACUGAGUGCGCAUGUCCCAGUGGAGGAGGCAUAAUAGGUUGUUAUUUUAUCCCUUGUCCGGAGUUGCCACAGAACUGCAUUGAGGUGAUGGAACCAGCUGAAGGCUGUCAACAGUGCGCAAAGGUGGGCUGCCUUCACGAGGGCCAGAAAUACAUGGCGGGUCAUACGUUCCGCAUGCAUCCCUGCAAAAUGUGCCAUUGUGGCAAUUCUGGUGGCGAUUUAUUAUGCUACACUCUACCCAACUGUGAUGCCACUCAGGAACUGAAGUCGGUCUAUCCAGUGACCAGUGAAAAUGAAGAGCCCGCGCAGCAUUACGAUGGUCAACACAUCUUCGACCAGGAGCCUUUGGGGAAUGAGCACUUCCAUAAGGAAGACCCGAAACAGUCCAAAGAAAACAAACCAUUUAACAGAGGGCAACGAAGACACAACAUGAAAAGCUCGGGCACUGAUGAUGAAAUGGAAUUGGACAAUUUGGUGCCUAUUAUGCCCCGCAAUGGGUUGUAUACCACGACAGAGCCUCAAGUCAUCACUGCAACCUCAACAGAAACGACAAUCCAACCUACGCUGCCUAGAAAGAAAAUGAAAAGUACACGGCGAGCAGAACAAUUUCAACGAGAACGGACCUCGAAGAAGAAAGUGAUCGAAGAGAAGAUGGAAAACAAGGAGGAAGCCACACAACCUGUGUUUCCAACCGUUAAAUUCAGUGUCACAAGGCAACCCCCUAUUGCUAUCAAGGACGAUGAUAAUUCGGUGCCAAACAAACAACCACAGACAUUAUUGGGUUUUCGUUUUGACGAGGUGGACAAUAACAUUCAACUACCCGCAGAUUUGAAUGAAGGGAUUGCAAGGCAUAAUAUCAGUCACCAGCUUGUACAGACUGUUCAUCCCAGUGAACCUUCGUUUACCAGUGCUGCUCCCCUCCCCAGAGCAAGUGAAGAUGUAAAUCCAACAACAGGAGAUGCCUUGGAGAGAGAGGGCAAUGACUCCAGCGAUCCCUUACUUGCUUCCAGAUUGACAACUGCUGCCACCACAGUGUCUACCACUCAUCCUACUUCCACCUCAACUCUAUCGUGGCAACUCACCUCCUCCAGUCCUGGCUCCACUCAUGAGGAUAUAGACCCUUCUAUAGAUGUGAUUGAAGACUGCUGCACGACGGGACAACAGUGGGCUGCAGACAACGGCCAAUGCUUUGAUAUCCCUGCGAGUGGGCUAGAAUCUCACACAUGCAGAAUUGCUCGGAAACAGUGUUGCAUCUCAUACUUGGAGGAGCAAAGCUGUUUGGUGGGUAUGAACUUUGCUAAAGAAAGUGAAGACUGCUUUGCAAACCCUAAAGAUGUCUGUGGAGCCGACAUAUACAAGAAAUGUUGUGACUGCUGUACAUUAGGUAUUAUAUUUUGGAACCAGUACAGAGUGUGUGAAGAGAAGCCAAGCCUAGGCUUCCCCUGCAGUCAGGCAUUUAUAAGCUGCUGUGAGGAGGCUGAAGACCUGGGUCAUUUUCCCGUGAGGCGCUGGCUCAAGCCAAGACCACUUCCUGAGACCACUUCCAUUCCUGAAGAAGUUUUAGAAACAGAAAGCCAGAAGGAAUCGCAUUCACUGACAGAGGCCGAGACUGCGUUUAACUUCAUCAUGGACAAUGAACUAAGUGAAUGCACGAUGUAUCCUGGACAAUUGUGCCAGCAUUUCUGCAUCAAAACAUUGGAGUCCUAUGAGUGUACAUGUUUCCCUGGAUUUACCUUGCAAGAGGAUGGACGCAGCUGCAAAUCAGGAUAUGACGAAGAAGAUAAAAGUUAUAUGGAUGUGCAGACUUCCGAAGUACCACAGACUGUAACAACUGCUGAAGUGGAUCGCUGUGGAGAUGCCAGCCCGUGCAUGCACUACUGCUCUCAAGUUGGAAAGGAUAUUAUUUGCUCCUGUUUCUCCGGGUAUAGACUGAUGACAGACCAAACCUCUUGUGAAGAUGUGAAUGAAUGUGUACUGGGCACACACAACUGUUCAAGAGGAGAGUCCUGUAAAAAUAAUCAUGGAUCAUUCCAGUGCAUCCCUAUAAUAACGUGUCCGAGUGGCUUUGUCCCGAAUGCAUUCGACAAAUGUGUCGAUAUCAAUGAGUGUUUAACAGUCUCCCAAACAUGCAAAAAUGGAGAAAAAUGUAUCAAUACAGUUGGCUCCUACAGAUGUCAGAAGCUGAUCACUUGUGGACCAGGCUUUGAACAAAUGGUUGAUUACUGUCAAGAUAUCAAUGAGUGCGAGCAAGGCAAUCAUGACUGUGCAGUAAAUUAUGAAUGUCAGAACACUCCAGGGUCAUUCCGUUGCCUUGCGAAAGUGGUUUGCUCUGAGGGAUUUCAACAGGACACACAAGGCAACUGCCAUGAUAUUAAUGAAUGUACUACUUUAACUCAGGUUUGUAAGCCUGGGUUCAAAUGCAUUAACAAUGUUGGUUCUUACACCUGCCAAAGACGUUUCAUCACUUGUGGAAGGGGUUAUCAUGCAAGUACUGAUGGUUCUCAAUGCAUUGAUGUUGAUGAAUGUCAAAGUGGAGUGCAUCGCUGUGGAGAAGGACAAGUCUGUCAGAACAUACCUGGGAGCUAUCGCUGCGAUUGCAAGAGUGGUUAUCAGUACAACUCUCUCAGCAGAACAUGCGCUGAUGUUAAUGAAUGUUGGCGCUACCCGGGCCGGCUCUGCGCACAUACUUGCGAGAAUACCCCAGGGUCCUAUUACUGCACCUGCAGCACGGGAUUCAAACUGGCUGCUGAUGGCAAGAACUGUGAAGAUAUCAAUGAAUGUGAGAGCAUAAUGUGUGGUCAAGAGUGCGCCAAUAUCUACGGCUCGUACCAAUGCUAUUGCAGACAGGGAUACCGGCUCAGUGAACAAGAUGGCCACUCCUGUGAGGAUAUCGAUGAGUGCGCCCAAAGUGGAGGCACAGUCUGUACGUUCCGCUGCCUGAAUGUACCAGGCAGCUAUAAUUGUGCCUGUCCUGAGGUUGGUUAUGCCAUGUCCCCGAAUGGACGAACAUGUAGAGAUGUCGAUGAAUGUGCUAUAGGGACUCACAACUGUACGUCAACCGAAACCUGCUUCAACAUCCAUGGGGGCUUCAAAUGUCCAUAUGUUGAUUGCCCACCGAACUAUAGAAAAGCACCUGACAUGCGCUGUGAACGCAUUAUGUGUCCCAAUUUCAUGGACUGCCAGAACAUACCUAUCAGAAUCACCUAUUACCAGUUGACCAUGCCGACCAAUGUCCAGGUUCCAAGCACCAUUUUUCGCAUUGCACCGUCACCAGCCUACAUAGGAGAUAACAUCGUGCUGACCAUUAUUAAAGGGAAUACCGAGAACUACUUCAGCACGCGGAAGCUAAACACUUACACUGGAAUCGUCUACAUACAACGGCAACUCAUGGAAUCCAAAGACUUUUUGCUGGAUGUCGAAAUGAAACUCUGGCGACAAGGAACCUUCACUUCCUUCCUGGCUAAAAUUUAUGUAUUUGUCACCGCUCAUCCUGUCUAACGCAAACACUGUCGCCGUUGUAUCUGAUAUAACUUUUUUGCUUAAAGGCUUGACACUAGAUCGCUCACAAGGCCAGUUGACUUAAAUGAAGUGCGGGGGAGAGGACAGGGUUUAUUGACUUUUAUGUCAAUAGAAAUGAAACCUCAGCGGCUGAAUCAAUAUCACCUAUUUAACAUUUUAACCAUGGUCAAAGUUAUUCCCAGUGUCACCUUGGGAACUUUAUUCACUGUAUCUCCCAUUUUGUUGCUACCAGGGUAUGAACUGAUGCUUGCAAGGUAAUUGAAUUACACUGUGCUCCAUAUAUAUGGAGCUCAGACUACCUGAAUCAUAUUCCUAGAAACAUUAAUGUCCAAUAUCGGCAUACGAGACAAAUUAUUUAGCAGCUCCAUAGCCUUGUAUGAACAUUCAAUCCAAAAUUUCAAUCAAAAUAAAUGUAAAAGGAUACAGAUUUUUUAACAAAUUCAGAAGAUUGAUGUGCACUGCCUCGUGAAAGAGUGUUUGUUUUAAAAAAAAUCUCACGUGUUUUGCAAUCACACUUUGCAGUGACAGCAAUCACAAUGAAGUCAGUCAUCAUUGGUGUGGGAAGUUAUGACGAUAAAUUAAAUUAAAAUGACUCUUGCACCCACCUGAAAGGAAAUGAAGCAAAUUUCUUUUUGAAGCAAAAGGAGCACGUUUUUGGUGUAGAUUUAUGUUGGAUAGAAGUGCACGCUCUUGGUAAUGGGAAGGAAGUGAAACCUGUAGACAAGGAGUUGCAUAGUUAUAUGGAAACACUCUGAGUUCUGGACAAAUUCACCUGAAAGAUGAGUUAAAAUUUAAAUUCUGUCUAUUAAAUCAAUAUGGAACAAAAGUUAGGAUCAAAGCAGCCACGAAGCUCCCAGGCCGUCAUUAACAAACCCAUGUGGUUUGCUCAUGUCACUUAAUGGAAAUAAAUCUGCAAUCUUGCCCUGAUCUGAUCUUCAGGUGAACCUUAGAUCCAUGGACUUGAUGUUGUCUCAUAAGUGCCUCUGAAAUGCCAAAUCAAGCCACUCAGUUUGAGGACAGUUGUCGACUUGUAAUAAUCAUCAAUCUUUGCCCACAAAACAGAGAAUGAGAUGAAAACGAUAUUUUGUUCUACCACCCAAGACAAUUGAAACCCAUUGUCUCUUGAAGUGGACCAUAUAAUAGGACUUUCUUAAUGCCUCGUGUCUGUUGACUAGUUAUAUUUCCAUAUGAUUUUAGUAGUGAAUACAUUUUUUUUAAAAGAUAUUCUAUUCUAGACAAUGCUAACUUUAAAAUAGAUUUGUUUGCCCUCACAUGUUGAGUUAUCGAAUGAAAUGAUCAGUGUGAGAAUAACAUUUUAUGUGAGACCAGAAAACUUCAAAGACAAUAUAAACAGGGAAAAAAAAUGUUCUCUUUUAAUAAUGCUAUCUUAAUGGAAUGGAAUAAUUGUGUUUGUAGCUCUACCUUUCACAGCCAUUAUAUCGUACUUUCUUUGGCACGGCAGAUAUUUACUGAAAAUGUACAUCAAAUCUAAAAGUUAAGUAAUGUUUACACUUUUUCUCAUUGAGUAAUGUUGAAACUUGAGACUCUUUGCUGUCGGAUGAAAGUUUAUUCUGCCGUGAUAACCCUCAAAGGGUUCAAAUGUUGCCACUCUUGACCAUGUAAGGACCAGUUAUUAAACAUGGGCAUAGACCUCAAAUAGGAAAUAAAGUAAGUCUUUAUAUAAAA
Messenger RNA from Amblyraja radiata (thorny skate), 5883 nucleotides. It is a transcript of the gene fbln2, whose product is annotated as fibulin 2. The transcript has 21 exons. The record is from RefSeq and is a predicted model, not a curated record. Lineage: Eukaryota; Metazoa; Chordata; Chondrichthyes; Rajiformes; Rajidae. Gene Ontology annotation, cellular component: extracellular region. Bases 391 to 4176 code for a protein of 1261 amino acids. Gene Ontology annotation, molecular function: calcium ion binding.